Striga hermonthica is the source of this 786-nucleotide messenger RNA. The record is from the annotation of a GenBank genome assembly. NCBI's taxonomy places the organism in Eukaryota, Viridiplantae, Streptophyta, Magnoliopsida, Lamiales, Orobanchaceae.
AUGGAUUGGUCGCCAAGAUCCGCCACGAACGCCUACCUCGACGCCCUCAAAUUGUGUAACAAAUGCCAGAGGGAAUGCACCUCUUGCGACCCCCAAAUCCCUAAAAGCAACGAGUUCAUCUCGGCCCUUGCCGCCGGCAUGAGCGCGAAGCUCAUCGUUGAGGUCACCUCCGAGGUCUCCCCUUCCACAGUAGCCCUUGCGGUGGCCGCCCGCCAGACCGGCGGCAAGCUCGUCUGCAUCCUCCCGGAGCCCGACGCCCCAAACCCUUCCCGCCGGGCCAUCCACGAAUCGGGCCUUGGCGAUAUGGUCGAGUUUCGGGCCUCAGGGGACCCGGCCGAGGCCCUUUUCGGGUACGACAACAUCGACUUCUCCCUCGUCGACUGCAAGUCUCUCGACCGAAGGCGGCUGAGCCUUGGGGUCAACCCGAGACGUUCGGUGGUCGUGGCAAGCAAUCUUGUCGAGGGGGAGAAGGGUUUCGGGCCUGGCCAUCUUAGGGGAGUCGAGGGGGAGACAAGGGUUAGGAACAUGAAGCACCCAGUCGGGAGGGGCAUGGAGAUCACGAUGAUUGGGAAGGGUAACGAUUUCGGGAAGAGGAGGGUGAAGAGUAAAUCAGGGAGCUAUUGUGUGGGGAGGUUCGAUAGGAAAGGGCCCGGUGGUGGUGCCCACGUGAGGAGUACCGACAGGAGCAAGUGGGUUUUCCAGGUGGACGACAAGAGUGGGGAGGAGCACAUCUUCCGGAUGCCCAAGUCGAGGAGUGAGGUUUUCGAGGUGCAAAACGAGGUGUGA